GCUAAGCGAGAGAGAGGCGCUCAUACAGAAGGAGGCAGAGGCAACAGCUACAGCAACAGCUCGCUCCUUCCCCAUCCUUCCUCUCCUUUCCCUUGAUUCCACAUCCACGUCGUUGGGAGACGGAUGGAUCCCUGACCCGCUGAACAGCAACUGGCCGAAGGAGAGGAGAGUCUCACGUUAAGCCUUGCUUAACGUAACGGGCUUUCUUUCUUUUUUUUUUUUUUUUUUACCGGGGUCACGAUAAGCAACAAGGAGUAGAAGGAGGUGUGAAGUGUGCACAUAAGCCUGUCGGCAGGAGGGAGGGCAGGAAGGAGAGCUGGGAAGAAGAAGGGGAGCCAGAGGCAUGUUUGGAGCGCCGAGGAGUGAGACCGACUGAGGGGAGAGAUCAGAAGAUCACACCGGCGAGCCUCCCGAGCGGCCACGGCCACUUGUGGGCCAAGAGGAGAGGAAAUAAGAUCUGCAUACACACACAGCUGGACGGAUGAGGAGGCAUCAGGGACCACGCUUCCGUCCUGGGUGUCUGGCGCACUGACCCUGCCUGUAUCAGGCGAGGAGUCAGAGGACCAGCGCCAUGACCGACUCUCCUGGUCCUGCUGGUCGUGCCUUAGUGCCAUGGCCGAGGGUGUGGAAAUGGGUUCUGGCUUCCUCGCUGGUCUUUGUCGUAGCUUUGACUUUGCCAGAGAGCAGUAAGGCCUGUCCGCCACGAUGCGAGUGUUCAGCUCAGCUGAGGUCUGUGUCAUGUCAGCGGCGGCGGCUCACAAACAUCCCAGAAGGCAUUCCAACCGAGACGCGGGUCUUGGACCUCAGCAAGAACCGGCUCCGUUGGGUACAGUCGGGUGAUCUGGCACCGUACCCCCGGCUGGAGGAAGUGGACCUUAGUGAAAACCUCAUCGCCACAUUAGAGCCAAAUGCCUUUGCCGCUCUUCAGAAUCUUAAAGUCCUAAAGUUACGGGGGAAUCAGCUGAAGUUAGUACCUAUGGGGGCAUUUGCCAAGCUGGGCAAUCUCACCAGCCUGGAUCUAAGUGAGAAUAAGAUGGUGAUUUUAUUGGACUACACCUUCCAAGAUAUGAGGAAUCUUAAACAGCUAGAAGUUGGAGACAAUGAUCUGGUUUAUAUUUCCCACAAGGCAUUCUCUGGACUUCUGGGGCUAGAAGAUCUCACAAUAGAGCGUUGCAACCUCACAUCCAUCUCUGGCCAGACGCUGUCCUACCUCCACAGCCUGGUCACUCUUCACCUUCGACACCUUAGCAUCACUGCCCUGGAGGAUCAAAACUUUCGCAAGUUGAAUAAUUUGCGGGGUCUGGAUAUCGAUCACUGGCCAUACCUUGAGUAUAUCUCUSCACUUAGUUUUCAGGGCCUUGAUCUUCGCUGGCUCUUCAUCACCAACACCAACAUCACCACUGUCCCUUCUAAUUCAUUCAAGAACCUGGUGCACCUCACCCAUCUCAACUUGUCCUACAAUCCCAUCACCACACUAGAGCCUUGGGCCUUCAAGGACUUGCUGAGGCUAAAGGAGCUCAUCMUGGUAAGCACUGGGUUGCUGACGGUGGAGCCUCAUGCCCUUGGAGGUCUCAGACAGAUUCGAGUACUCAACUUCUCCUCCAACGACCUGCAGACUCUGGAAGAGGGGUCCUUCCACUCUGUUAACAGUCUGGAGACCCUCAGAGUGGACGGGAAUCCCUUGUUGUGUGACUGCCGUCUGUUGUGGAUCCUGCAAAGACGCAAGACCCUCAACUUUGACGGCAGAGUGCCAGUGUGUGCAGGCCCGGUGGAGGUGCAAGGAGUCAGCCUCAGCGCCUUCUCUGACUCUGCUCUCUUCGAUCACUUUACAUGCCAGAAACCUAAGAUCCGCAACCGUAAGAUGCAACAGGUGGUUGCUCGGGAAGGCCAGCCAGUGAGCUUUGUAUGUCGAGCUGACGGAGAUCCUACACCUGCCAUCAUCUGGAUCUCACCACUGCGUAGACGAAUCACAGCAAAGAGUUCAGGUCGCAUCACUGUUCUCCCUAGUGGUACUCUGGAGAUCCGCUACGCUCAGCUCACUGACAGCGGGACGUACAUCUGCAUUGCCUCAAACGCUGGAGGCAAUGACACCUAUUUUGCCACUCUCACAGUAAGAGGCCAGCCACUAGACUCUGCCUCCGCCUUCUUUCUUAACCGCUCUCUGUACAGCGGGGAGUACUUCAACGACACAAAUCUAAACAGCACACGGGUUUUCCUUAAGUUCACCUUGGACCUGACCACCAUUUUGGUCUCAACAGCCAUGGGUUGCAUCACGUUUCUCGGAGUUGUUCUCUUCUGCUUCCUGUUGUUAUUUGUGUGGAGCCGUGGACGCGGCCAGCGCAGGAACAACUUCACAGUGGAGUACUCGUUCCGGAAAUCUGAACCCACCACGGGGAGCUCUACAGGCGGGACCAGGAAGUUUAACAUGAAAAUGAUAUGAAACAACGCAGCCAGGGGUCCCUCAGGGGAGGCAUGAGCACGUCCCAAAGACGUGUUUGACACACGCAAACACACACAGCCACUAACUCACAAAGAAGUUUGAGAGCACAAUAUUAGCUCGUGUCGAUUGCUCUGCUCCAAAUUGGGUGCCCACCUUAAAACUAGAGUUGUGAUUUAAUUUGACCUAUGCAURAAAUUUAAAUUACUUUGAUGUCUCCACUUCGCAGUGGUUUUCUUUAGAUUGUGAUGUUGAAUGCUACUGUACGUAACACGUAGAUUUUAAUCAAUCGGUUAUGCUUGACAAUAAUGUUGUCGUAAGAAAUAGACAUGAGUGAUAAGUUGUAUUUGCAACACGAACAGCACUUUCUUGGUUAUUUCAACAAAUAAAAAGAAAAGGCUAGAAAUUGGUAAAGAAUGUCAUGGAGGCCAUCGAUUUAAGCGUUCAUUUGAUCUUUACUUCUUUGUGAGAUUCUGCCCAAACAUGAGCUGUGUGAGUUUGGGACGAGUGUACCGGUCAAGAGGUGCUGCGGUUGCCUGUGACUCAGACAAUUAAAAAUUAUGAACACCAAACACAGGCCACCACAGGAACCAAAUGAACCAAUGCAAGAGAGAGCAAAUGGUCCAGGUUGACAGGAACAGAGGGUAUACUGAGUAGUGCGAGYGAGAAUACAUAAGCCUUUUUGACCUGUGUUUCGCUCCCCUACACAAACCCCUGAACUCUGGUCUCUGCUGCAUUGGUGGCCAACCUAACCUUCCCGGUGCUGCCCGGGGGGAGCAGCCUGGAAAGUUGGGUCUUAUUCAGAGGCAGAGACAGGACUCRUAGUUUCACAAGACAGUCUCCAAACACGUGUAACAUAUUGCACCUUUUCUCAGGAAGAGCGAAGUAACGAACCAACAGAAAAAAGAUUUCAUUGAACACAUUUAUUUGCUAAUUGUAACAUUCCAGCAAUACUGCAUGUAUAGCCAUAAAGCCAAUACUGGAAAUUUGUGACUGAAGAAACAAAGCCAUAAUUUGUGUAGGUUGAAUUUUUAUAUAGCGUGUGCAUGAUUUAGUCAUAUAAUUAUCACUACUGCCAUUUUACAAGCAGUCCUGGUGUUCACAAGACUAUCCGGUGUCGCUGGGCUUGCAGUACGUUCCACAGAAUAACACAAACAAACACAAAGGAACAACAGUCAUAGUUGCACAAGCGCAAACAAACCCGACAUGCCACACACAAGCACAACACAAGUCUAUAAUUGUGAUGCUGACUUCUCUUUCUGCCUCUGAAACGGCCGGUGCAUGAAUGUCUCUGCCCCCCUAGCCCAGUGCAUCCCCCCCUUCACACCCCACCCCCACACACCCCCACUGGGUCCUCCUUUGGGAGGGGUCCCUGGCUGGAGACUGAGGAUUAAAAUGUAAAUGAAGUUGUGUUCACCCUACCCACACCAUGUGCAUCGUAUAGUGGAGAGUAGUACUGUGGUCUCAAUGGCAAAAAAAUAACAAAAGGUUUUGUUUUUUUUUUGGUUUUUUUCAAGUGUUUCGUUGCAUAUUUGUUUGUCCCUUAUUUUUAUUCUGUUCAGUCGUUGUUGUCUGUGAGCUUCUGAAUGUUCACUGUGUUAAAGCACCUCAUCCACCAUGAGAUGUUAUUCUGUUCUCAACACCUCAUAAAAUGAACUAAAUGGAGCCUGCGAACAAAAUGUAAACUGCUCAGAAACUUGAGUUAAUAUAAACUGAUGGUUUUUGAUUAUGGCAAAAAAAAAAAAAAAAAAUGAAUCAAAUAAUUAUGCCGAUAGUAGAAUGUUGCAGAACGUGACUGCAUCAAUUCAGCCAUUGAAUUCAGGUGUGUUGGUCCAGGAAGACAUUUGAAAGUUGCAGAACGUCUGCACUGAUGGUCUGGAGUCCAACACCCAGGAAAUAAGCCAUAAAGUUUAUAUUGUUCAUUAUUUUAACAAGCAAAAUUGUUUUGCUYGGGUGAGUAGCUCAGUGUCCACCGAGCUUUCUUUCAAGCUGAACAAUAUAUAUUUAUAUGCAUCAUUCAGUCACAUGCAAUCACCAUUCAUGCUUCUUCCAUGUUCAUCAGAAAUUAAACCAACUGAGUUGAGCACAUUCUGGGCGAAGAUAUGAAAACCAGUGGGAUUUGCUAGUACUGAUUUGAUUAUAGCCACAGAUGCCAAAAUUAAAAUCUCAGAAUGGUGUCAUUUUCAGUCAGAAAACCAGGAAAAUAUCAUUUAGUUUUCAGUAACCAGGCUAAACACAAGCCAAAACCAAACUGUUUCUCAAUAUUUUCAUCUGGCUUAAUGAAACACAGAAAUGUUAUAAGUGUAAAUGAGCAGUUUAUUCCAGUCCGUCUUCCUUUUAAAUCAGACUUGAACACAAGUGGAUGGAUGGGGCCCUUCAGCUUAGUCACAAAAUUAGGACUUUUUCAGCUUGAACCUAUACAAAUUAAAGGCACAAAAAAUAACGAGCCCAGGUGUCUGUGCCUGUUGCCACAGGAAUUUAACUUCACUCCUAUUUGACGGGUUAGCAGUAAUGGUCAUUUGUCUCAUGGGUGGAUAAUUUACACCUCUUCUAUGGUGCCUUACUUUUACCACUUUCAGUAGAUGUAAUAUUGGAUUCAAAAAUUUGUAUGCUACUUCUGUGACUUUCUUUGCAAUAACAAUCGAAUUUGGUCAGUAAAUAAAUAAUAGAUACAACCAAGUCGAUUAGUAUUGCUAGGAUUCGCUUUUUAAUAAAUAGCAUCCAACUUGUCUAAGUAAUAGACAGAAUGUUUUUUUGAGAAAAGGUUUUAAAUACGGUUAACAGACAAAAUACACUGAUAGUUGAAAAUUGUGUUCUAGUGACAAAAAAAAAAAAACAUGGAACGGUUUUGAAUCAAAAUCUGACUGCUACCUAAAAAAAAGUUCUCAUGUCCAGCACAAUCUGGGCUCUCUCAGAUUGUCUCCGGUCAAUUUUUUUGAACGGGCCAAUCAGCGAACAGAAAGAGAAUCGUGAACGAUGACGUCAGUUUUCUGCGCUAAUCAACACUAGCAGCCACUUCKUUCGGAUGAGCGCUUCUUUCUCUUCGCAGUGGAGGACGGUUGUUUACAGUGCAGGCAAUUUCCGGUAAGCUAGUUGGCGUCGAACUUACGCAUUUCAUUCGUCACGAGCAAACAUUAGCAAUUGGGUAAAAUUUAAAACCUCGACACAGUCCACGCCUCCAGGAAGCGUUCGGUUCUGAACAGCUCAGAGUCCAGACCCUCUGUUCGAAGCAAAGUGUAGUCAUGGGAGUGGUUCUUACCAGGCUGGUGAGCGCAAAAUGUMAAUUUUUUCAGAUUUCUGGAAGCCAUGCAGUGAAAAAGUUGCAUCUCAGUGAUCAAAAGAAAGACCCUCUUUAUUAGAACAAAUUCAUGGUUUGGGUACAAUUUGCUGCAGGAGAGAGAACUCYCUUGUUCCUUUAAGAAGAUUUAUGCGAACUCCAUUUUUGUCCCUUGUCAGGGAUGAUGAAACCACAGAUUCUUUGUCAAGAUGAAUAACUAAACAGCUGUUAAAAGAUUCAUGAGACAAAAUGAAAACGGAUGGCAAAACUGGCCUGAUUUCUACCACUACUGUUAACUGCAGCCAUGGUGUGGUGCUGCYGUGGUGUUGAGAACAGGAUGUUGCCUCCAUGGACGUCACUUCUCCCUAAGCCAUCCCUCUGGUGUUUCCAUUUUCUGGUAUUUCUCAGUGGAAAUUAGGUUUAGAAGACAGUAAGAAUGUCUGUAGUGAUUGUCGAUGGUGUUAUUGUGUAAACAUCAUGCAGAAUUGUAAGUGUAGAUGAGUGUUUCAUUUCGUUUCCUCCUCUUGCCUCUUAACCCCUUUCUCCCGCAGGUCGUCUGUCCCUUUUCUUUCUGUCGUCUUCUUAGCAUUUCCGAUCUCUGUUGUCCCUGUUCACAGUAUUAGGCCGGAGUAUGGUUGUGUGGUAGUAGAUGCGUGUCCUGUGUGGUUGGUGAGUCGGUGUUGUAAUGUAAUGAUUCGUCGCUACUCGUGGUGCCACCAAACACAGAGCAGUGAUUGGAUCAGCGACUAAGAUGAAAGGGGUGACCCAGGUUCCCUAAAAAAAAUGAAAAUGAAAAAACAACUGGUUCCCAUGUCACACCCAACCAUUUCUUUCAAACCUCACCYUGAACUUUAGCAGACUGAAACCAUGCUGCUCUGGGAACUAUUUUGGAUAUGAGAACCAAUGGACUGGACUGUAUGUUUGUUCUCUUGAUGAUGCGUUCGUUAUCUGAUACCACCUUACAAACGUAGGAAGGGGAACUGAGUUACUUUUUUUUUUUCACUCGUUUUCACCUUGCAGAUUUAAGCUGUCCAUUUAUUUAAAAAAAAAAAAAAAAGGACGUUUAUUAGACGAUCGGGGUUGGAAAGAAGCAAAUUUCUCUGCUCAGCCCUCAAGAAAAAAACCUUGAAGACUGGAGAAGCCAUUUUUGAUUUUUUGGAGAAAAAAAUCUGUUAUGUGGCUUUUACUUGAAAUGUCCUUGCAGAGGUAUGAGCAGAUUUUAGCAGUAUGUGAAAUAUUUUUAAUUGAUCAUAAUUUGUGGCAUGAAAUUAUUUUAAUAGUUCUCCCUAAAAAGGCACAUUUGCAUAAUAUUUUUGCUCUAAAGUCUACUCUAGCUGGCAGUGUUUUAUGUGUUUUUUUCUUUUCUGUUGGAAACAAGAUUUAUUUAUCUUUGCUGCUACAGAUGUUUUAAAAAAGUAGGUUGAGAGAAUCCUUUGCCGUCUCCUUUGGUUUCUCCUGGCCACAGCUCAGUGACGUGUUGCCUACAUACAUUUCCCUGCAAAAGUAUUCAAACGCCUUGAACUUUUUUAUAUUAUACCACCAAACACUUCUGUGAGCCCCUGGCAUCAAGUCUUUUUGCAACCUUGAAAACGUAACCUGUUCACAAAUUUCCCCCAACAAAACUCAUGAGGCUUUCAAAGAAUAAYUGUCUUCAUACUUAAAUUAAAUUACACACCGACGGACCACUUACCAAUUAGGCAACCAGUUAGAUUUAUUAAAGGGAAUCAAAGUGAAUUUGACUUUGCACAAAUACAAGUUGCAAUUUUCCACUUUUCAUUUCCAUUUCCCUUCCAUUUUACAACUUUGUCUUGGUCAAUAGCGUCAAGCCCGAGUGAAUAUGUAGAUGUUAAUGGUUGGAACGUGAAAAUGUUGAGAGGAGUAUGAAUACUUUUACAAGGCACUGCACAAAUCUAAUACAGCUGCAGAAAUUUAACCUAAACCACAACAAGACAAUUUCCCUUUGGGAGCUCCUUAUUAGCACAAACAGUGUAAAAUCCCAGACACUAUAAUUAUACCAUUAUUUGGUGCAAAGCCUGAAUUAUUCCAAUUUUGCUUUGUUACAGUGUUUCCACGCAGCUCCAGAUUAAAGACGGCUCUGUUUUCAUUAAGUUAAAUGUCAUUAUGUAUGAUCCAUUAUAAUUUUUAUAUUUAAUCUUACCUUUAGAGCAGUAAUUUCUGCAGCAUUUCUCGCCACCUCUGUCGUUCCUGAUUCUGCUUUAGCUCUGGAUGAAUCCAUCUCUCUCUCCGCGCCCUACAGCCGCUUUUUUUUUUUUUUUUUUUGGAUUGGAUUAGACUGGAGCAGAAUUUAUCUGAGCUGAAAYGAGCAGUAAUGGGAUGACGGAGGAGUGAGCUCGUCUGAUUGGGUGUUUAUUUGGCUUAUUAGUUUCAUUUCCUCUAAGAACACUGCACCGCCGAAACCCUAGAUUAAAGAUUUUAGUUGUAGAAUAAUAAUCUAGACAUAAACUAUAUCUGCUGUCACCAUUUUCUGGAGGCAAACUGUCACAGCUAGCAGGAUUAUUUGAGCAGAGCGUUGCUAAAGCACAUUGGACAGAUAAUUGCUUCAUCUUAACCUUGACCAGAGGACUGCAAGAAAUCUCUGCGUUUUAAAUGGUUACACUGCCACCAAGUGGUCGAAACGGACAACAGCAGCAUCUACAACCUUGCUGAUGCGGCAGUAUUUUUAGGUAGGUUAGAAAUAAAGAAAGCAGACUGACUGUUAGAUGUAUUCAUCUGAUAUUUUUAGCAAUACCAGUGGGUGUGUGUGGUCGGAUUCGUUCUGCCACACGUGCGAAAUGGAGCAAAAGUCAUGAGGAUUGAGCUUAAUUCAAUUAAAAGCUGCAGGACAGCCGGUGGAAAUCGGUCUGUAAAUUAUAUCCAAAACAGAAAUCCCAACAAUUUCCCAACAAAAAAAAAGAARCUCUGUUCUUUCUCUGAUCGGCAAACGAUCGGUUCCCCCCGGAGAGCAAAGAGACAUUCCAGCUUGUGGUCUCAACAGGCUGAAUCUAUGCAUGCCUUUUGUAUAAAGUGAUUGGUAGUGCCAAACUCACACCUGCACCGAGAGCCAGAGGUGCCAUUGCUGCUGCUCGUGAACAGAAGCAAACGUGCUGAAUCCAACUGGAGCGAGGGGAGACGAGUCAUGAUGCAUUCACGGAUAUUCAAACGGGAGGGUGCAUCUUGAAGGAGAAACAAGUGUUUACUUGGGAUGAUUGUACUUUUACACAUAUCUUGUCACAAACAAAUGAUCUGCUCUGAUGUACAAGCUGUAGAUAGAGAGAUUGAUAUUCCAGGCAGGUGGCUGGGACUGAUCAAUUCUGUAUGGGGAUAAGAUUAUUCAUGGCAUGCUUUUAUUGAUUUUUAUUCAAUAUUGUCACUCUCUUAAAGAUCCUGUGGGGUUUGCACAAGGCGUGGAGAGCUCAUGUAGAUGUGGCUGGCACUUGUUCCCAGGUUUGCACUUUGAUGAAGAGGGGGGUUUUUUGUCUUCUAAGAGCGAGAAAGUGCCAGAUUUCCGCUUGUUUUAUAGCAAGUCUGAGUCAACGCUUCAAUUUUCCCCACAUUUUAUGAACCUAGCUUUGUAUCUGCACCAGAUCUCUAUUGCACAAGUUAGCAAAUACUUGAAAAUGCAUUUAAUUCAUUCCCUCACUUUUUUUUUUGACUCUCUGGUCUUUUCUCUAUAUAGCACCAGCCUCUUUAAGAAUGCGUUUAUUUUCUCUCUUUUCCAGAUCAUUGCCGUAAUGCUUUUGUAUUUUUGUCAAACAAAGUUGUUCCUAACUCAUAAACCUAGGAAUGAGUGCCCUGGACUUAUUAUGCCUUUAAAACGCAUUCAGACCUUUUAGCUGUUUCACAUUCUUUCUAAUUACAACCACGAACUUCAGUAUGAAUAGGAUUUUGUAUGAUAGAUCAACGCAAAGUAACACAUUGUGGUUAAGUUGAAUUAAAUUAUAGAAGUGUUUUUAGAAAUACAAAUCUGAAAAGUGUGGGAAUAGAUUGCGUUCUGCCCCUCGAUCAGUAAUUUUUAGCRCCAUUUGUUGCUACCAUUGAAGGUGUUUCUUAAGUCACCAAAAGCGAAAAAGCAAAUAAAAUCCACUAAAGUUUGUGGUUGUAAGAUGACUAAUGCGAAAAAGGAUGAAUGGACUCUAGAAAUUAGUUUGAAUUGUCUAAUUAAAUAGUGUAAGGUGAUCAGUCACAACCAGAGAUGAGUGACAAAUUAAGCUGACUGUUAUACAUGAAGUACCAAAUUUAGUUUCCAAUCCUCUUUAGCUACAUCGCCAUCUGACUGUACAUCUUUAAAAAGCACUUUUUUUUUUAAUGCCAGAAUAAUUUGAUCCUUGGAUGACAGGAACAGAACGUGUAAAUAUUAGCUCUAUUAGCCAUAUCAUGUCAUCAAAUCUGUAGACUUCCUUGCCAUGUCUGACAGAGGAAAAUGACUGUUGAACUGUAAAUAGUGUAGGUAUAGUAACAUAGGAUUUAACUGCUGCUUUCCUCCAGGGAUCACCCAGGUUUUGUUCAGUCCCAUGGCUGUUUGGUCUCAAAGGGAAGGAUAAUAAUGUACUAUGUCUAUAAAGAACAUAUGGUUUCUUUUUUUUUAUUUCAGUGUAUGUUUUAUAUACUGUUUGUCUUGUAAAUUAACUCCUCUUUCGUCAUAAAAGCAUGAUGUGACUAACUGGA
Molecule: messenger RNA, 10379 nt
Organism: Poecilia reticulata (guppy)
Lineage: Eukaryota; Metazoa; Chordata; Actinopteri; Cyprinodontiformes; Poeciliidae
Gene: lingo3b
Product: leucine rich repeat and Ig domain containing 3b
Cellular component (GO): plasma membrane
Molecular function (GO): protein binding
Source: RefSeq, a predicted model, not a curated record